This is a messenger RNA of Linum tenue, 6768 nucleotides long. The record is from the annotation of a GenBank genome assembly. Lineage: Eukaryota; Viridiplantae; Streptophyta; Magnoliopsida; Malpighiales; Linaceae.
GCUAAACUAAGACUAAAGCGUCGUCGUUACAGACGGCCGGGUCACCGUGUUCUAUUUCUCUCACCGUCUCCAAGCCGCCGGGGGAUUUCCCGGCCAAUCUUUCCCCCCCUUCUCUUAAAUCAAGCACUAGUUCGGAUCUCUGGCCUCUGGGCAUCACUUCAUUCAAAAAACCCCUGAUGGGUAGAGAAGAUUUAUCGACUAAGAAGCGCGUCUGAAGCUGAAAAGCUCAAGGUUUGGACCAGAAAGGAAGCAGCUUUCAUUCAUAAAUAUGAAUUAGGAGCUGAAAAGGGAACAGGAGAAGGUUUACGGUGAAGAAGAAGGAUGGCGUUCGCGUUUGGGAAGGAUGCGGGUCCCCAAAGCCAAGGUACCAAACUGUUACCGUUCGGUGCUCCCGCAUCAUCUCAGGCACCGGCAAUACCUCAACCUGGUCGUCCUCGAUCUCCAUGGGGUCCUCCACCAAUGGACAGCGUGCAGUUCCCGUUGUUGGGUUAUGGAACUCCUGGUUUCGUGAGCAGUCAUCAUCCAUCAGUUAGAAUGCCAAAGUACAAACACAUAUCUGGGCAUGAUUGAUUGUGAUUCGAAACCAGGAUGGUCUAUCGAAGUCCCAACUUAUGUUUUGAUUUUGUUUCAAUGAUAGUAUGUCUGAAGUGCAAAGGCCACAGUCUUCCUCAUCGGGAUUUGACAUCUCUCAGUCUCAUGCAAGUUAUCUUUCCAUAACAACGAGGCCUCGAAUGUGAGUGAUGUACUCUCUUGUAUGCUCGACCGUUCCUUUUAUCUAGAAAAGAUGGCUCCCGCUUGUUUUCAUUUAGGUUAACUGUAAGUACACAUGUAUGUACGCCGCCCAUGAGAUUUAGAAUUCGUGAUGGGGGGAAGCUUAGCUCAAGUAAUGGUUCUGUAAUUCUAGCUCUGAUGAGCGUCUUACUAGUUACCCCGUUGGUGUGUUACAUUUUCCCCUAGCACUGUUCAAACUCCUCCUGGACAGGGUAACGGAAACCGAUAUUUCUUGAAUGGUGAUGGUCAGAAAGGUCAUGCGCCUUAUGCUGUCAAAUCUCUUGUUGCUACCCGUAAUCCUGGAACUGCUGUGUCAGCAAAGGUCACUGGAAUGCAAGACCAGAAAAGGAGUAGAUCACCUUCUUAUUUUACUGCUGAAGUUGGUUUACAAAAUUCGCGUUUAGGUUUCCCACAAAGGCAUGUCCAAUCUCCUCCUACAUUGGGUAACGGGAACAGAUCUAUCUUGAAUGGUGAUGGUCCGAAAGAUCCUGCACCUUAUGCUGUCAAAUCUCUUGUUGCUACCCGUAAUUCUGGAGGCAUGGUGGCAGCCAAGGUUACUGGAUUACAAGACCAGAAAAGGACUAGGUAAUCUCCUGAUUCUACUGAUGAAGUCAGUUCACAGAAUGUGAGAUUAGGUUUCUCGCAAAGGGCCAUGGUGCCAGGAUUGUUUCCGAACUUAUCAAAUCAUCAAAAAGUGUCCCCAGGUCAAGUCAAUAAACUUGCAAAUGGCCAUCUCCAGAAGCAAAGUAGAUCAUCUCCUGCCAGCGGAAGUUUGCAAGGAAAUGCACCUUUUGUCAGAAAUGAAGCUAAAAGACCUUUCUCUCCAAUAGGAUUGAAUACUCUAUCAGAUCCUAUUUACAGUACCCUAGACUCUCAAAUUCCACAAAGAGUGUUGCCAUCUUUGAAGAACACAACUGUGGAAUCUAAUCCCACCAGAAACACCAGUGCCUUGGUUUCAAAGAGAACAAGGUCACCAGAGAUUUCUGGCAAGGUUCUCCCAGGAAGCUCCUCUUCGACCAUUGAUGAUACUGAACGAGAGAUGCAAGCUAAGGUGAAGCGUUUAGCCCGCUUCAAGGAAGAAUUAAGUGAAGAUAUUGAAAAAGGCACAGAUGUGGGGAACCAAAAUGUUCCUGUUGGUGGAUAUGAGCAAUCCAAACAAAGACAAACUGUACCCACGAAUCAUUUGGCUGAGGACCGCACCAAUGACAAUAAUGUCUCAGAUUUGGAGGGUUUGGGAAUACCAAGACUUAUUGUUGGUCUGUGUCCAGAUAUGUGCCCUGAAUCUGAAAGAGGGGAGCGAGAAAGGAAAGGGGAUCUUGAUCAGUAUGAACGUUUGGAUGGGGAUAGAAAUCAAACAAACCGUUUGCUUGCAGUUAAAAAGUACACUAGGACAGCGGAGAGGGAAGCAUAUCUUAUACGUCCGAUGUCUGUCCUUCAAAAGACCAUUGAUUACCUACUUAGCUUACUGGAUCAGCCAUAUGAUGGCAACUUCCUUGGGAGGUACAACUUUCUGUGGGACAGGAUGAGAGCAAUCCGGAUGGACCUGAGAAUGCAGCACAUUUUCAAUUUGGAAGCUAUAAAUAUGUUGGAGCAAAUGAUAAGGCUUCAUGUAAUUGCCAUGCAUGAAUUGUGUGAAUAUACAAAAGGAGAAGGAUUUUCAGAGGGAUUCGAUGCACACCUUAAUAUUGAACAGAUGAACAAAACAUCUGUUGAACUAUUUCAAAUGUAUGAUGAUCACAGGAAGAAAGGUAUUAUUGUGCCGUCAGAAAAAGAAUUCCGUGGGUAUUAUGCUCUUCUCAAACUGGACAAGCAUCCUGGAUACAAAGUGGAACCUCCAGAGCUGUCACUAGAUCUGGCAAAGAUGACUCCCGAGAUAAGGCAAACCCCUGAAGUGCUUUUUGCUCGCAAUGUUGCAAGAGCUUGCAGAACAGGCAACUUCAUUGCUUUCUUUAGGCUUGCAAAGAAGGCAACUUAUCUUCAAGCAUGUUUAAUGCAUGCUCACUUUGCUAAGCUACGAACCCAUGCACUUGCUUCCUUAUGCUCGGGUCUACAAACCAACCAAGGAAUCCCUGUUUCUCAAGUUGCUAAGUGGCUUGCUAUGGAGGAAGAAGAUGUCGAAAACUUGUUAGCAUAUUAUGGGUUUUCGAUAAAGGAAUUCGAAGAGCCAUAUAUGGUGAAGGAUGGACCAUUUCUCAAUAGCGAUAAGGACUUUCCAACGAAGCGUUCCAGACUUGUUCAUCUAAAAAAGUCAACUACUAUCGUCAAAGAUAUUUCCCCAUCUUCUCAAGUCACACCAUUGCCUGCUGAAGCAACAAGAAAAAUCCGAGUUCCCAAUGUUGAUAAGAAGAAUCCAAGUCACACCUUUGCCGUGAAAGCUGCACCUGCUUUGGUUGAUAUGAAGAGACCCAUCAGUGCAAUAAAUGCUGAAAUGCCUGAUUCUCAGGCUGUUGUGCCAUCACCAAAGUUUGGCUUGCAAAAACAGCAUACCAUUGGUAGAUCUGAAGUUGAUGAAAUGGUUACAGAUAACAAUUAUCAUGCAGCAAGUGUCAAUAUUGCACCAUGGAACGUACUUCCAGCUUUUAGUUCUCCGAAUUCUCAGCCAGCCAAAGUUGGAGUACUGCAGCAAAGCAUGACUGAUUCUCCUUUUGCAAUCACUAAAUAUGAGGACAUGCAGCCACAACCUGUAGUUGGUGUGCCGUUGAAAGAGAGCUCCCCUAGUGGUGAAAAGGAUAUACCGAGGGAGCUUGUGAUCAAUCAUAGUGUGGUGGGCAAUUUAUUUCAAGAUGAAGAAACCCCUGAUGUCGAUCAAGAAUAUGAAGAUGAUGAGUUGAUAGAGAAUCAUGAAGAUGAAGAAGUAGCUCGAGCGAAGCUCAAGUUGUUCAUAAGGUUAUGGAAGCGGCGUGUUUCAAGACAUAAGGAAUUACGCCGUCAAAGACAGAUGGCUGCAAAUGCUGCAAUGAGCUCAUUAUCGCUCGGACCACCGAUUCGAAGGAUCCAAGAACAACCAAGCAAGAUUCUCGAUUUCGACAUUGACUAUGUCACGAUGGAAAGAUGCAGAAUUUACGAGCAUUCUUGGUCUCCAUUAAAUCCAUCAGAAGUCAUUGCAGAUGAAGCCAGCUCGAGAAAUCGAGACGCCAAAUGUCUCUAUUGGAAGCUCGUAGUAUGUUCUCAGUCACAAGAAGAUGACCAACAAGGGCCCAGCAAGCAUGCAGCAGCGGGCCCUUGGUUGUGUUCAAAGCUCAUCCCCAAUAGACCAAAAGAUACAAAUAACGAGGAAGAAUUGUUAACCUCAUCUCCAGGUCUUUCAAUAUGGAGAAAGUGGGUUUCUAACGACAUGUGCUGCUUGUCUGUCAUCAGAGAUUCCAGUUUUUGUACUCCAGAUGAGGCAGCAGCUGGUGCAACUGCUGUGGUUUUCGUCGUAUCAGAAACCAUCCCAAUGAACUCUCAGAGAAUCACACUCCAUAACCUUCUCUCGGCCUUACAUCCAAGUUCUUCACUGCCUCUACUGGUAUUCUGUGGAAAAUGGGAUAGAACGGUUUCAGACCCUUUGGCCACCAUAGCUCAUGAACUUGGACUUAAUACCAUCGACAAGUCUAGAGUAAGAAGUUUCUCUGUUGUGUUUCUCAUGGGAGAAGAUGCCAAUGGAUUUUUCAGUGACAGCAGAGUUAGGGAAGGACUAAGAUGGUUGGCUAGUGAAUCACCCCAACAACCAGAUCUUCAGUCCAUAAAACUGCAGGAGUUGGCUCUCGCACGGUUGAAGCCAUCUCUAGAUGCACUCCAAAAGAUGAGUGACCGUGAAGUUGGACCAAAUAGGUGUAUCUCAGCAUUCAAUGAAACUUUGGAUUGGUGUGUGGAGGAAAUUCUCGCUGCUGCUGAAGUUAACCCGACAGGUUGGCCUUGCCCUGAGUUGGUUUUGCUGGAGGAAAGCGAAACCAUGUUGAUCGAGUCGUAUCUGCCAAGCAUAGGGUGGAGUUCGGCAUUGAAAAUCGAACCGCUGAUUUCUGCUGUACGGAGUUGUAAGCUUCCUGGAUUUGCCGGUGAUGUAUCGUGGUUAGAUGAAGGCACGGCAAACAUGGGCGAUGAGCUUGAGAAGCUUAGUACUGAAAUCGAGAAUUGCUUGAUUAGAUACCUGACUGAAUCGAGCGGGAUGAUGGGGUUUUCAUUGGCGGCCAAGGAAGCACAUGUUGUGUUACAGAGAAGUGCUCGCCUGGAGUUUCGGGAGUGCUCAAGUUACCAUAUAGUUGUGAAUUGGGUGAAGGUCCUUCGAAGGGUUUUCAAUUGGCAGCUCAAUAAGUUAUCGUCCGAUGCCUAUGUAUUAAGGUCUCGCAUUGUGAAUUUGGAAUCACUGGUGCUUGAUGAGCAAGGAGUAGGAAUGGCAAAACUGGCCCGGCCCGACGGGUUUGGCCCGACCCAGCCCGUUUUGGGACAGGUCCUACCCGGCCCGUUCUAGAAUGGGGCGGGUCCGACCCGACCCGCCCACAGGUCAGGUCAGGCCUGGGUAUUACCCUCAACCCGCCCCGGACCUGGCCCGCCCCGCAUCUUCCCUAAUCCCUCCCUAUGCCACACCCGCAUGCUGCUGUGCUGAUCUUUGGAACCCACAGUAUUAAUUCACAUCUUGAAAAUAGCUCCGCCAUCGUCCCUUUCUCUCCCACCCAGACACCCACGCUAUCAUUCCCUGUGAAUCAAAUUAAUGGUGCUUACCUUCCCAAAAAGCCAUCUUCCUUCCCAAUUUCCAUCUCCUAGUCAAAACCCUAGGUUGCUGCAUAAUCUUCUCCAUAUGAAGAGUUUCAAUUUUCACAUAAAUAGGUCACCGACGAAGCAAUACUCCAAUUCUUAGUUAUCACCCAAUUUUCAAUCCGCUUUGCAUCUCUUCCUCACGCCAAAUCCUCAUCUUGCAAUUGGUGCACAGGUUGUAGCAAGCUACACAAUGGAAACCGGUGGAGCUAUAGGCAAAACAUAUCUGACCUUGGAAAGCCUGCACAAAUAGCAGUACUUGAGGUUCAGAUUGGGUGUGAAAGGAAACCAAUGACCAUGCUGAUAAUGGUAAUUGAGUUAUGCAGCAUGCAGCAUCAUGAUUUAGUGGUGGCAAUGGUGUUCAAGUUCUUUUGGAGUUUGGAAAUUGGAAGGCAGAGGAAUUGAAGUCUUAGAUAUUAAGUACUGAUCUUUUGGAAUUUUAUGGUUAUAUUUCAGUCAGUUUAACGAUUUGAAUUGAACUUCAGAGGAUUUUUGGAGAGCGGGUUUUUCUUUUUGGAACUCUGGAUUGUAGAAUUUAUUUUGUGGAAGGUUUUGGCAUUUGUGGGUCAAUAUAUCACUUGACUUAAUUCUAAUAUUAACUGGAAGCUUGGGGCAGGUCGGGGCAAACCCGCCCCGUACAGGGCAGGUCAUGGGCCAUAUAAUGAAGGCCCGUAGCAGGUCUUGGGGCGGGGCGGGUCAAAAUUCAAAAGAGCAGGGCGGGCCUGGGUAUUGCACUACCCGCCCUGUUCUGGACCCAUUGCCAUUCCUAGCAAGGAGGCAUUUUGUCACCUUAUGUAAGCCAGCCUUUGUUAGAUCAGAUCAUCCAUGUUGGUUGCUUUCCUCUGGUGCUACCGAGGGUUCAGACUAAGCUGGUCACUUCUAUACAAGUAUCGACAGAUGUGCCAGCAGCUGUAAACACGAUUCACCAGAUUAUAAGCAGCGAGCAACCUUCUUCACUGAUUGGGAGUCAUGGUGUUGCAGUAGAUGAGGAAAGGCGAGCUGAGGUUAAAGUUCCAUUUUCCAGCAAAGCCACCACGAAGGAGGCUGAUAAAUUAAGCAGAUUGUUGGAGCAUUGUAACAUUGUGCAGAACUCCAUAGAGGAGAAGCUUUCGAUUUACUUUUGAUGAAUUGGGGGAGUUUCUCUUCCAUGUAUACGAGCCAAUUCACUUUGGAUUGCUGAUGGAUUGUACACACUGUACCUUGUAUUCAUUGUAUCAUGUGAGGUAAAGAAGAAUUAUCAUAAAAGAAAACAGUUCAGUGUAG